AUGAGCUUCGACAAGCUCUUGUACGACAUCUUCGUGCACGUGGCCGGAUCGUCUGUGGUUGUCGCUCAGAAGCCGACACCUGCAUCGGAUCCAAUUGCAAUCGUCAUCACCCGUGACAGCGACGCGCUAUUCCACAACCUGGCAGUCAGCCAGAAGGCCGUCUACCAGCCGACAUUCAAGCACAGACGAUGGCUCGAACAGAGGAAGGGACGUGCAGUAGAGGGCAAGGAGUCAAUCGCUCACAAGGAGACCAACUUGCCGCCGCUCCGUGGACCAGAAGCAUUGAUCAUCGAGUAUGUCAAGCGGUCCAGGGUUGUUGAGUCGGAUCUGGACGCGUUUUACAACAAUGUUACUCUCAAGAAGCAUCAGUGGGAUGCAAAGCGAGCAAGGGAUCAAGAGUUCAAACUAGUCGGAAAACGCCUUUUGGAGUUGGUUGGAGGUACUCCAGGCGCGAAACGGGACAGCAAAAAUAAGGUCAUCAUCGGUGUAGGACUCGGAGAGUUCUCUUCGAGUCCACGGUUGCCGUCCCUCCACACAGCAUUUCUCAAGUACUUUGUGCAGUUGACCCGAUCAUUGGAUUACAUCAUAGUCGGAGUCAAUAAAUACUAUACGUCCAAGCGGUGUCCAGUGUGCCACGAGUUUGUUGGCCAAGUCGACAUCCGUCAGCUGUAUCGCCCCACUUGUGGCGCCAAGAUUCACAGAGACGUUAUGGCCGCCCAUAACAUGUGUAACAUCAUCCAGGGACACUUACUUGACCACAAGCGCCCUCACUACUUGCGGCCGUACGACAAGAACGGAAUCUACAUCUGGGAACUCGAGGAGAACAUCAGUCUGUCGAGACUAUGUGGGCACAUUUGGCCGUAA
Linnemannia hyalina is the source of this 864-nucleotide messenger RNA. The record is from the annotation of a GenBank genome assembly. NCBI's taxonomy places the organism in Eukaryota, Fungi, Mortierellomycota, Mortierellomycetes, Mortierellales, Mortierellaceae.